Molecule: messenger RNA, 1518 nt
Organism: Ictalurus furcatus (blue catfish)
Lineage: Eukaryota; Metazoa; Chordata; Actinopteri; Siluriformes; Ictaluridae
Product: dual specificity protein phosphatase 13-like
Exons: 3
Coding region: 1-558 (185 amino acids)
Biological process (GO): protein dephosphorylation; negative regulation of MAPK cascade
Cellular component (GO): cytoplasm
Molecular function (GO): MAP kinase phosphatase activity; protein tyrosine/serine/threonine phosphatase activity
Source: RefSeq, a predicted model, not a curated record
AUGGCAGCUGAAAGAAACAAGAGGAAGGAGUAUCUGUCAGUAAAGGACCUGGAGAAAGUUUUGGACUCCUGCACUCUGGAUCUGCACCAAAUAGACGAAGUCUGGCCAAAUCUGUACAUCAGUAACGUGAGAAUUGCUCAGAACAGGACGGAGCUACAGCGGCUCGGCAUCACACACAUCCUGAAUGCCGCACACUCCAAACGCGGCAGCAUCGGGGACCAACGGUUCUACGGGACGAGCUUUGUUUACUGCGGGAUCCCAGCGGACGACUCGUCUCAUUUCGACCUGGACGUUUACUUCAGACCUGCUGCAGAUUUCAUACACAAAGGCCUGAAAGCUGUGGAUGGGAAGGUGCUGGUGCAUUGCAUUAUGGGUAUGAGUCGAUCGUCCUCGUUGGUUUUGGCGUACCUGAUGCUGUAUAAGCACAUGUCUCUGCGCUCGGCCAUCCAACGCCUCGUCCAGAAACGAGCCAUCUACCCCAACAGGAACUUCCUGGCUCUGCUGCUUGACCUCGACCUGCAGCUGAAAAUGAAACGCAAAACCUGCAUCCUGCUGUAAACAAACAAACAAGCAAACAAACAAAUGACACGGUAACAGGACCCUAAGGAAGGAACGUGGAACCAGAGUAUGUGCUCACUGUGGAGCAGUCACAUGGGAAAGCUGGGCCAAUCAAAUAAACGCAUCAAAUAACUCUGUUCCAGUAGUGUUUUUAACACGCCUUUGUCCACUUGGAAACCAGUUCGAGUCAGAAGCCGUCAUUUCUGCAUGCUAGCUACUAAUCAAAUGAGCUAGCAACAUGGAGAUCUGAAAGGAAAUCGGUGUAGAACGUGCUCCUGUUAAAGAAUUGGCCACACGUCUUCCCUUUGUGCUGAGACGUACACACACGUCCAAAUUUUAAGGAGAAGUGGACGAGGGCGUGUCCAAAACAGUGUUAAAGGGCGAAGGCAAGCUGACAGAGUAGCUUAUGUCACCGUCAAACAUCUAAACCAGUAGAAUUACGGGAAUAAUUAAUAUAAAGACAUCCCGUCAUUUACACCAUAGGCCUUCAAAACCAGACCAAGUGCAAGAGUAUGACAGGAAACAUAAGAACAGGAAGCACUGACCAUAUAAGGAACGGGUUAGGAACAUGGGACAUGGCGUGCUCUGAGUAUGACGGGGAAACUGGGACAGAAUCAAGAUGGACAUAACUAUAUAAGGAAAUCUUGACCAUAUAAGGAAAGAAAAUUGGGAUAAACAGGACAGAUAAAUCACAGAGCACAAAGCGGGAACAGGGACAGAAUCAGGGCAGAUGUAACACUUAUGAUGAGAAGAAGAACAGGAAGUGACCAUAUAAGGAAAGAUAAGCAGUGCAGAGUAUGUGAUGUAACGACAAUAAGGGAGGUGUACAUAUUAUAUUAGGUGUAUAUUAUUAUAUCAGUGUACGUAAACAUAAAUGCUGCUAUAGUUGGUCACAUCACAGAACUAGAGGACCAAUGAGUUAAACAGAAGGUGUGUAAAUUCGACAAAAUGUCCUUUUUG